CUUGACCAAUCAUAUUAUCAUGCUUCAUCUUGAUCCUAAUAUUACCUACCAUGAUAAUGGUGGUUUUAGUUGGCAUCCUUUUUCCGGUGAAAUUAGUGCCUCUUUGGUCCAGCUCCAAUAUUUGGAGUAUUUGGAUCUUAGUUACAAUCAUUUCACUAAAAUUCCAAAGUUUAUAGGAGCCUUCACAAAUCUCCAAUAUCUUGAUUUUUCACAUAAUUCUAUAACUGGAAAUAUUCCUUCAGAACUUGGAAACCUCACCAAGUUACGUAUUCUUGACCUUAGUCACUCUAUUAGUUUCAAAUGGCAUUUAAAUUUGGGUAAAAUAAUUGAAUUCAAUAACAACUCAUUGAUUCAAGUACCGAAAUCUAUAGGGGGUCUUUGCAGGCUUCAAGUAUUAGCUUUGUCUAAUAAUGAAUUCAAUUCCACCAUCAUUGAUAUCUUGGAAAACCUCCUUAACUGCAAUAACAACUCAUUACAAAUUCUUGAUUUGUCUCAUAAUAGACUAAUUGGACCACUGCCUAGAGAUUUGUCAAGAUUUUCGUACUUGAGAGAGUUGGAUGUGUCAUACAAUAAGUUCAAUGAUACUUUACCUGAGAGUAUCGGCAAGCUCUCUAGUCUUGAGUUAUUAGACAUUUCCAAUAAUUCUUUCAUUGGAUUUGUCUCUGAAACACACCUUGAGAAACUCUCCAAAUUGAAACAACUUGACUUAUCUUCCAACUCUUUAACUUUGAAAACAAAUAUCACAUGGGUUCCUCCUUUUCAACUCCAAUCUAUCAAUUUGAGAUCUUGCAUGAUAGGACCACAGUUUCCUUCUUGGCUUCAAACACAGUCAAAUAUUUCACAUAUUGAUUUAUCUAGUUCUGGAAUAUCUGAUGUCAUUCCUGAAUGGUUUUUCAAUAUGACUUCCAAUUUAGCUUAUUUGGAUUUAUCUUCCAAUCUUAUCAACAACACCUUGCCAAAUAGUCUAUUGGAAUCUAAUAAUAAGUCUCCACACGUGGAUUUAAGCUCUAACAAAUUUCAUGGAUGUAUCCCACCAAAUCUUCUUCUCAAAGCAAGUAGAUUAGAUCUUUCCAAUAAUACUCUCACAUGUUUUGAGCCUCUCUUCUGCGAUCAAAUUGAUGGAACAACGUGGUAUCUUGAUCUUUCUAAUAACCAGUUAUUUGGAAGCAUUCCAAACUGUUUGUUCCAUUUAUUACGAAAUUUGAGAUAUCUCAAUUUGAACAACAAUAGGUUGUCUGGUGUGAUACCAAGCUCAAUAGCUUCCUUGUAUAGAAUUUGGGCACUAGGUUUGAGGAAAAAUAACUUGUCAGGAACUUUACCAUCAUCCAUGAAGAAUUGUACACAAUUGUCAAUUCUAGAUGUUGGAGAGAACAGCUUGGGUGGAACUAUACCAAAGUGGAUUGGGGAAAUACUAACAGAUUUGGUUGUUUUGCAACUAAAGUCUAAUCAUUUUUAUGGAAAAAUACCAUCAAGUCUAUGUCGUCUACAAUAUAUUCAGAUAUUGGACAUUUCCCAUAAUAAGAUUUAUGGCGCUAUCCCAUCUUGUAUAAAUAAUUUCACAUCCAUAGCGAAGAAAUCUGAAGAAUAUCAUAGUCGUCAUUUAAUUGGAUCAAUUGAGACGUCGCUAACAUGGAAAGGAAAGGAAUAUGAGCAUAUACAAAAUUUGGAUUUAUUUAGAGUCAUUGAUAUUUCAAGUAAUAAAUUGAUUGGAGAGAUUCCUAUGGAGUUGACUUAUCUUGUGGGACUAAAUCAGUUGAACUUGUCAAAAAAUAGUUUGGGUGGAGUCAUACCUCAGAUUAUUGGGAAUUUAAGUGGACUAGAAUCACUAGAUUUGUCUCAUAACAAUUUUAGUGGAAAAAUUCCUACUGGCUUGGCAGAAUUAUCUUUCUUGGCAUACUUGAAUCUAUCAUUUAAUCAUUUGUCAGGAAAGAUCCCCACAGGUACUCAAUUGCAAAGUUUUAGUACUUCUUCAUAUGGUGAAAAUUUUGGAUUAUGCGGACUUCCUCUUUUGACUGAAUGCCCUGGAGAUCAUGCAAUUUCUAGAAAUCAUGACAUUAAAAACUACAAUGAACUCCGUCAAGAAUGGUUUGAUAUGUCAUGGUUUUUCAUUGGUCUUGAAUUUGGAUUUGCUCUUGGUUUUAUUGGAGUUUGUGGAGCUUCGUUCCUAAGCUUUUAUCGGAGACUUGCUUAUUUUCGGUGCUUAAAUAAAUUUGAAGAUUGGCUUUAUGUGAUGAUAAACGUUAGAGUUUCUAAAUUGAAGAGAUACUUCAAUGCUAAAUGAUUCAUUUUUGGAGAUCUCAUCUUGGAGAGCUGUAGAAAUUAAUAAUCUAUUCCCCUGGACGAGAGAACUAGAAAGAGAAGAACAAAGAUUUAGUGAUUGUUCAUUAAAUUUUCUUUAAGAUAUAUAUGUGUACUAGCUAGUCUAUUUUCAGCUAUAUAUAGCAUGUUAUCAUUUGUAUUUCUUUUUUUUUUUUUUCUAGUAAAAUACUUUAUAUGGAUAUGGUAUUUUAUAUAAGAAAUAAAUAAAUGUAUCUUUUUGUUAUUUGAGUAUUUUUUACAUUGAUUUGGCUAAAUGUGUACCUUGAACUUUAAAGAUAAAUUCAGAUUAAUGAGAUCAAAA
Humulus lupulus (European hop) is the source of this 2620-nucleotide messenger RNA. RefSeq names its product receptor-like protein EIX2. The record is from RefSeq and is a predicted model, not a curated record. Bases 20 to 2281 code for a protein of 753 amino acids. Gene Ontology annotation, molecular function: protein binding. The transcript has 2 exons. NCBI's taxonomy places the organism in Eukaryota, Viridiplantae, Streptophyta, Magnoliopsida, Rosales, Cannabaceae.